Molecule: messenger RNA, 441 nt
Organism: Exophiala oligosperma
Lineage: Eukaryota; Fungi; Ascomycota; Eurotiomycetes; Chaetothyriales; Herpotrichiellaceae
Exons: 1
Coding region: 1-441 (146 amino acids)
Source: RefSeq, a predicted model, not a curated record
AUGAAUUUAAUCCGGUUCACAGUGGCCGGCACGCGGAUAUCGCGCACCACCUACACGUUAUCCAGAUACGGGGGUUCCCCCAAGACAAGAGCAAUUCGACGACCCCGUAAUCGCAAUGCGCACGUAAACCGCACGCCCAGACGGAAGGGAAGAACACUUGGACACACUUUUGCUUACUUUGGGGUAUCCUCGCCCAUUUCUUCUACACAGCCUCCUUCAAGAGCGAGCGUUACCGAACCAUGUCUUGUCCUGCCCACCCGGGUCGGACAUAUGAUUUGGUCCGAGAGAGCUGCAGUAGCAAACUGCGAGAUGCGAGCUGCGAGGGGAGGUUGCGUUCUUUUUGGUGCCCUCACUGGAGGAGUAUUUGAGUACAAAGACGUAUUGUACUAUACGGAGAAAUGCUCUACCAGAAUUGGAUAUAUAAAACGGAUAGCAAGGUAA